AUGUCUGCACUAAAUCUAGAUACUUAUAUCCCAGAAUUGGUCAAGAAGCACAUCUCGAAAAGAGGUUAUGAAACCAUUCAAAAAGUAAAACAAUUCGUUGAAGAGGAAUGUCUUCCUGCUGAUGAAGUGUAUUUCAAUCAAAUGUCAAAUGAACCUUCCAAAAGAUGGGCUUCAGUUCCUCCAAUCAUUGAAGAAUUGAAAGAAAAGGCUAAAAAAUUAGGAUUAUGGAACUUGUUUUUAGCUGGUUAUAAAGAAGGUCCAGGUUAUUCAAAUUUAGAAUAUGGGUUAAUGGCUCAAUUUCUUGGUAGAUCCCAUGUUGCUCCAGAAGCUACAAAUACAAAUGCCCCAGAUACUGGUAAUAUGGAACUAUUUGUUAAAUAUGCUAAUGAAAAGCAACGUAAAGAAUGGUUGGAACCUUUAUUAAAUGGUGAUAUUAGAUCAGCGUUCUUGAUGACUGAAAAAGGUACCAGUUCUUCAAAUGCUUUAAAUAUUUCACUAAGUGCUAAGAAAGUUGGUUCAAAUGAAGUUGUCUUGAAUGGUACAAAAUGGUUUGCUUCAGGUGCUGGUGAUCCAAGAUGCAAAGUUUGGUUAGUUAUGGCUAAAACUACUCCAGAUGCAGAAAACCCUUACAAACGUCAUUCUGUUAUUGUUAUUGAUGCUGAAAAGGCUCAGGCUACUGGGAAAGUUAAAGUUGUUCGUCCUUUACAUGUCUUUGGAUUCGAUGAUGCUCCUCAUGGUCAUUGUGAAAUUCAAUUCAAUGACUUGAGAGUUCCUUUUGAUUUAUUGGAUAAAGAAGGUGAAGGCUUCACUUUAAUCCAAAGUAGACUAGGACCUGGUAGAAUUCAUCAUUGUAUGAGAUUAAUUGGUAUGGGUGAUGAAGCAAUCUAUCAAGCUAUCAAAAGAGCUUCAAAUAGAGAAAUCUUUGGUAAAUUAUUCAUUACAAAAGAAGUAUUCAUUCAUGAAUUAGGUGAGAGAAGAAUCGCAUUGGAAAGAGUUAAAUUAUUAGUUUUGGAAGCUGCCUUAAAGAUUGAUUUAGUUGGUAGUAAAGGUGCCAAAAAGGAAAUUUCAAUUGCCAAAAUUGAUACUCCAAGAACCGUGGGAAAUAUCAUUGAUUGGGCUAUUCAAGUUUAUGGAGCUGAAGGUGUUUCUCAAGAUACUCCUUUAACAAGAUUAUAUAUGAGUGCAAGAAUGUUGAGAAUUGCAGAUGGUCCAGAUGAAGCUCAUUUAAAUCAAUUGGGAAAAGCUGAAGCUAAAAAAGCUAAAGAAAUUAACCAAUUAUAUAGCAGAAUCUAUGCUAAAACCAAAAGAUUAAGCAAGUUUUAG
Hansenula anomala is the source of this 1323-nucleotide messenger RNA. RefSeq lists its product as uncharacterized. Gene Ontology annotation, molecular function: flavin adenine dinucleotide binding; oxidoreductase activity, acting on the CH-CH group of donors. Bases 1 to 1323 code for a protein of 440 amino acids. The transcript has a single exon. NCBI's taxonomy places the organism in Eukaryota, Fungi, Ascomycota, Saccharomycetes, Phaffomycetales, Wickerhamomycetaceae. The record is from RefSeq and is a predicted model, not a curated record.